This is a messenger RNA of Eleginops maclovinus (Patagonian blennie), 1170 nucleotides long. RefSeq names its product EF-hand calcium binding domain 2 (gene drc8). The transcript has 7 exons. The record is from RefSeq and is a predicted model, not a curated record. Gene Ontology annotation, molecular function: calcium ion binding. The coding region runs from base 87 to 575 and encodes 162 amino acids. NCBI's taxonomy places the organism in Eukaryota, Metazoa, Chordata, Actinopteri, Perciformes, Eleginopidae.
GUCUGUUGGACAUCCCAUUGAACAAGCUGUUCCUUUGACAACAGCAGUCGGUUUCCAGGCAACACAACAACAACAACCUGGCGAGCAUGGCGGAGAGCAAGCAGAGUGCAGAAGUCACAGUGUCGGAUGUCCACAAGACGAUCAGAGCAGCGUUUGAAGCAUUUGACUAUGAGUCUAACAACACGGUGGAUGUCAGAGAGAUUGGCACCAUCAUAUAUUCCCUGGGUUGCUUUCCCACUCAAGCAGACCUACACGACUUAAUAGCUGAGGUUGAAGAGGACCACACAGGAUUCAUCCAACUGGACAGUUUCCUCCCAGUCAUGAGUAAAGUGCUGCUGGAGCACAAGUUCCCUCCAAUCCCUGAGGACCUCCUGCUUCAGGCCUUUGAGGUUCUGGACAAAGAAAAGAAAGGAUACCUAGAGCCUGAGGAGCUGAUGAAAUACAUGACACAGGAAGGUGAGCUCUUCACUCAGGAGGAGAUGGAUGAGAUGCUGACAGCACUCGCUGACCAUGAGAAGAAUGUUGUCUUUUACAAAGACCUAAUCAGCCAGCUGACCAUUGACCCGGACAUGUAGACAAUGUCAGUGUGUCUACAAACAUGUUGAAAAAUAUUACUAUGUUGUGUUAAUGCCUGUUGAUAUUAUGUUGUGCUAGUAGUUCUGAUAUGGUAUAAUAAACAAAUGUACAUAUGAUAAUCCUCACUUUGUGUUUCCAGAAUUGUUGAAUUCAGAUAAAUUACAAUUUGCUACAAAUUGCGAAUUUCUGGGGGGGAGAAAUAAUUCUUUGCAUGAAAGUUUGUAGAUUAUAUUCAUGAUCACUGUCAUGAUCCUUGUUUUGUGUCUGUUUCCUGUUUUAUUUUGAAAUCGUUUCCCUCUGUUUUGUCAUCUGUAGUAUUACUUCCUGUCUUUUGGUUUUCUUUGUGUCUGAUUGUUUCAUUGUUGUCACCUGUGGCCCUCCUGUUUCUUCCUCCCCUCCCCAGCUGUGGCUUGUGUUGUGAUUAGUGUCUUUGUAUUUAGUCCUGCUUUCCCUUUUGUUCUUUGUCAGUUCGUUAUCAUCCUUAAUGUGUCAAGUCCGGUGUUUUUUAUGUCCUGGAUUUCCCAAACUUUGUAUUUUUGUAAAACAGCUUUUUGGAAUAAAGCUCGCCUUUGUUUUUACCUGUACCUGCCUCCC